Molecule: messenger RNA, 1020 nt
Organism: Vespa mandarinia (Asian giant hornet)
Lineage: Eukaryota; Metazoa; Arthropoda; Insecta; Hymenoptera; Vespidae
Product: dnaJ homolog subfamily C member 17
Biological process (GO): spliceosomal complex disassembly
Cellular component (GO): spliceosomal complex
Molecular function (GO): RNA binding
Source: RefSeq, a predicted model, not a curated record
GACAUCUAUCGGUUUAGUAGGAAUACAUCUAAAAUGGAACCAAUUUAAGCAGUGUAGUUCUAUCAAAGUUUAAUACAUAAGUGUCAAUAUGGAUGUUUACGAAAAAUCAUUACAUAUCCUUGAUUGCACUCCAACAGCGACAGUAGAGGAGGUAAAGAAAGCUUAUCGUAAAAAAGCUUUAUUAUGCCAUCCAGAUAAACAUCCUGAUAACCCACGCGCUACAGAAUUAUUCCAUGAAAUUUCAAAAGCAUUAGAAGUUUUAACAGAUUUAUCUGCACGAGAUGCUUAUGAAAAAGUACUUAUUGCUAAACAUCAAUCCAAGCUCCGUACUAAAGAACUUAGUGCUAAACGAAAAAAGUUUAAAGAAGAUUUAGAAGCAAGAGAAGAGGCAUAUAAGAAUGCAUCAAGUAAUAAACGUUCUUUAACUGAAGAAGAAAAAUUACUGGCUGAAAUAGAUCGAUUACAAAAAGAAGGUUCAAAACUAUUAGAAGAAGAAAUAACCCGUAUGAGAAAAGAAAUUUGGGAACUACAUAAUUUACGACAGGAAAAGCCAGAAACAAAUGCAAAUUACAGAGUAAGAAUUAAAUGGAAAGCAAAUAGUGAUGAUUCACAAAAUGGAGGAUACAAUUAUGACACAUUAUAUCGUAUUUUGUAUAAGCACGGUGACAUUGUUGCACUUGUUUUAUCAAGUGUAAAAAAUGGCAGAGCUAUGGUUGAAUAUAAAGAUAAGGAAUCUGCACAAAGAGCAGUACGAAUAGAAUUUGGCUUUGCGAGGAAUCCACUUACCCUCGAAGGACUAUGGGAGAAAGAACACAUAUCAAGUUUUCCAAGAGAAACUUUUUAUAAUAAAUCUCAAACUAUAUCUAAUGUAGAAAAGAAAAUGUCAGAUGAAGAUUUCGAAGCUUACGAAGCUUUUGUUUUAAAUAAUUUAAGAAAAGCAGAGGAAAGGAAAAGAUUAGAAACAUAGAGACUAAGUAUUUUUCUAUACUGUAAAAUAAAAAAUUUAUCAUAAUAAAUUUA